UCGUGCGAUACGCAAUUGAAACUUAUCCGGUGCCGUGUAUAUUUAUUAAUUAUGUGAACUUAUGUUUAAACGACAUACAAUGGUGCUUUAUAACAGAAAGCUUAAGAAACUGGUCGAAUCGUUAAAACUGAAUCGAAGGCGAACUUAAUUCGGGUGUCAUUCAAAUUGUGUGACCAUCGAAGUGCUCGGCAUAGUGAGGUUAUGUUUAGUGAAUUACACGACUGUAGAAAUAUUAAUUACGCUGUAAAUACUCGCGAAUGAAAACGGUAAAUAUUACUAAAUAGUAGAAAAGUAGAUGUAUUUGGAAGAAUUUGCCAAACUUUAUAUGAUACGUUUAUUAGCAAAUGGAUAUUCAACAACUGCGAUCUGUCACUUCCAUAAGUUCUUAUUCAUUUACACUUUCCACAGUCGUUGUAAAAUUACCUGAAUAAGUGAAAUUCUUCUGAAGAAAAGGCGUAACUUUAAUCUGUGCCAUGGCGGAAGAACCUGAUGUCAUCGGUUACGACACUCCCACGGAUGAAAAGUAUCGCGUGUACGCCAGCAUUUCCUUUGCAUUUCUACUGUUAGGAAUCGGAGUUCCAUUAUGGUGGUACACGACUUCGGUACCGAGAGUACCUCUUCCUUAUUCCGGAAUCGAAGGUCUCUCGGAUCUAGAGAUGAAAAUCAAAACGAAAAUCCUAAUCGCCGUGGUGGACAAAAGGCGAGCCGAGACGCUGACGGAAGAGAUACGGAAAAACUUCGAAAAGGCUGAGCUGUUCAACCUUGAGGUGGUUUACGAAGUGAUUUCUAAUAACCUGGUGCCAGCCGGCACCACGAUGAACGACUUGAAAUGGAUAUCUGAAACUUUUGACAUUGAAAAAGGCGAGUUGCUGCUCCUGGAAGUCCGAAGUAUGGAGAAAAGAGUCCUGGUCGGUUCUAGAAGAAGCAUAUACUUUUCCAGCGAAGCCAACAGCACUCAUUUAUGCGAGGUCCUGUCCCAGUGGAUAUUACAGGACAAAUCCUUGGCGUUGACAAAGAAUGCCUUGACAAAACCCACCGAGUACAGUUUGGACACAGAAAAUAGAAGACGAUUUCCACCGAGUCCGGCGUACGAUAUUUUACUUACAGUAGUGAAUCCAGAUCCUGAGAAACUGAACAUUGAGUGGAACUUGCAAAAUAUCGCCGAAGAGUACAUCGAGCCUUUCGUGAACGAGUUAUCCCUGGUCGGCAAUUUCUCGGUAAAGUCUCAGUGGCUGUACUUGGUGCAAUUAGGAGUCAUCCCAAAAGAAGUACCUGAUAGUAGCCCAUUGGGCAGACAUUACGCCCUGACCGAGAACGUCCUGCCGCUCGUGAUAACGCCAUUGGAGAAAAAAUUGGCCUCGCAGGUCAGUCUCCAUCCUUGCAUAAAUCUGGUGAUGUACAUGGUGCCAUGCGAAGAGGCGCCUCUUUACAUCUACACCCGGAAAGGUCAGCGUUCCAUGAUGGGAAGUAACGCGGAGGCAUUUCUCUCGCCGAGAUGGGGAGGUGUCGUCAUUGCCAAUCCUCUGUCCACCGCAUGCGAGGGAAAGGAGGGUAACAAAAUCGUGAGCGUCAAUCCCGACGAAUCGUCCAUCAUGGGAGUCUUCCACGUACAGCUGAGACUACUUCUGGGACUCCAGGACCUGCAUCCGAUAAGCGGAGUGACGGUGACGCCACCUCCGAACCUGAAGCCCAGAGACUGGGAGCUGGACGGCCUCCUGAGGAUCCGCUCCGUGGAGCAGCUCACCUCGGCGAAGCUCACCCUGCAGUCUCUGGCUCAACUCCUGGGGGAGAUAAGCAACAUCGUCAUCACCGACACAGUCGGGGACCGAAUAAAACGCGCCCUGGACUGCGUGACCCGGUCGGCAGACCUCCUGAAGAAGGGCCGACUCGAGGAAGGUUUCCUCCUGAGCAAGGAAGCCUUCGUCGCGGCAGAGAAGGCCUUCAGCGACUCCUCGCUCCUGGCGUUGCUCUACUUCCCGGAGGACCAGAAGUCUCCACCCUGGAUUUCAGAUACGCCGUGUACAUUCCGCUGUUCCUGCCGGUGUUGAUACCGGUGUUGUUGUCCCUGAGGAACAUACGGCGGUACUAUUUUAAGCCCAGCCGGAGCGAGAACCUGGAGGCCCAGGGGGAGGAAGAGGAGGCGACGAAACUGAAAACGGAGUAGCCGAUGCCCGUCUCGUGGAGGACUGAUAUUUACCGGGAUGAUCUGGGAGUCCCACCUCCGCGGACGAGUCUCCCUUUAGUCACACCUGGACCGCCUGGAGGAGGUCGAGGAGGUCGGGCCGUGUCUCUUAUCCUCCCAAUAUUUUUCUACUCUGCCAGGUCCCCACCCCGAGUCACCGUCGUAUCUUCUGCACCUCGAGAUCGUCGUCCGAGCGUUCCUUCGCGAGUCAUAUUUAGAUUAUACCUCAUAUCUGCGCCCGAUCGCGAUUAAACGUCUCUCGAGUUAAUUCUUUAAUUGUCGGUUAAGAAACGCGGGCACGUCGUCUUGCUUGCACUUGGGUCGUUCGAACGUUCCUUCGCGGGUGCAACGGAGCCUAACUGACUUGGACGCGACUGCAAUUCGCGAUUAUAUGCAGCAGUGGUCAUUUUUAGAUUACGCUUCGUAUCUGCACUCGAUCGCGAGGCGUUUGAAGCUCUGCCCCUUGCGACCGACGAAUUCAUUUUUUUUUAGUUAUCAAUAAUCGCGGGCACGUCUUGCUUGCACUUCGCGUCCAUUUUUUUUUUGUUAUCAAUAAUCGCGGGCACAUCGUCUUGCUUGCACUUCGCCUCCAUUUUUUAAUUAUCGAUAAACGCAGGUGCAUCAUUUUCCUUGCACUUAGGUCGUACCAACGUUUUUUCGCGAUUAUGCAGCGCCGGUCAUUUUUAGAUCAUACAUCGAGUCGAAUCGCUAUUGAACGCCUCUUGCGACGUGAAGCAUCUACGAAUCCCGAGUUUAAUUACCGCGUCGAAGAGUCCAAAACAUAUGCGCAAUUUUGUAUUAAAAAAGAAAUAGAAAAACACGUAUCGGUUAAGGUGUGGUGCCAAGUACCAGAAACGAAUACUUCCGAUAAGAUACCUUCAGGUACCAAAUCAUUUCCUGUGGUCGAAGAGCUAGUACCUCGAGUUUAGGUAUCAACCCUUUGCCGUACAAACUUUCCGACUAAUAUACAUAUUUUGUACGUUAUCCUAACGGGCUUAACUCGGAUUUUAAGGCGGCCCUUCGAUCCACGCACUAAAGAGAACGAAUGUAAAGUGUUUCACGGGUUUUAUUAAAUAAAAAAAAAAAGAAAGAAAAA
Orussus abietinus is the source of this 3278-nucleotide messenger RNA. RefSeq names its product GPI transamidase component PIG-S (gene PIG-S). The record is from RefSeq and is a predicted model, not a curated record. Gene Ontology annotation, cellular component: GPI-anchor transamidase complex. NCBI's taxonomy places the organism in Eukaryota, Metazoa, Arthropoda, Insecta, Hymenoptera, Orussidae. Gene Ontology annotation, biological process: attachment of GPI anchor to protein. The transcript has 9 exons. The coding region runs from base 474 to 2048 and encodes 524 amino acids.